AUGGAGUUUGGAAGUGUUGACAACUUUCUAGAGGGCAAAACCAUUUUAGUUACGGGUGCAACGGGAUUCCUAGCAAAACUUUUGGUGGAGAAGAUAUUAAGGGUUCAGCCAAACAUAAAAAAGCUAUACCUUCUUCUGAGAGCAGGAAAUUCAGAAGAAGCUACACAACGGCUGCACGAUGAGGUUCUGUCGAAGGAUUUGUUCAGGGUGCUACGAGGAAUGUGGGGUGCAGAUUUUGUCUCCUUCAUAUCUGAGAAGGUGUUGGCUGUUGGUUGCGAUGUUUCUGUUGAGAACUUGGGAGUCAAAGACACAAAGCUGAGGGAAAAGUUGUUGGAAGAGACAGACAUCAUAAUAAAUUCUGCUGCUACUACCAAGUUUUAUGAGAGAUUGGAUGUUGCGAUUGGUGUUAAUACGAUGGGUGCUCUUCAUGUUCUGAACUUCGCCAAGAACUGCAGUAAAUUACAAAUGCUUCUUCAUGUAUCGACUGCUUACAUAUGCGGUGAGCGAAAAGGACUUAUGGCAGAGGAACCUUUUAAUAUGGCUGAGACCGUAAAUGGGUCUUCAAGAUUAGACAUAAACUUAGAAAAAGUGUUAACUGAAGAGAAAUUGAAGGAACUUGAGGCAGAAAAUGCCAGUGAUAAAACAAUCACAUCGGUUAUGAAAAACCUUGGAACUGUAAGGUCAAACUUACACGGAUGGCCAAAUGUGUANNCAUUUACAAAAGCAAUGGGGGAACAGAUUUUGAUGAACAUGAAAGGUGAUAUACCAUUGAUCAUUGCACGCCCCACCGUAAUAAUCAGCACUUACUCUGAACCAUUUCCCGGUUGGAUUGAAGGUGUCAGAACUAUUGACCCCUUUGUUGUGAUGUACGGUAAAGGAAAGUUAAGAAGAAGCCUUGGUCGUCGGAGUACAAUUAUAGAUACGAUACCAGCAGACAUGGUGAUAAACUCCAUGAUAGUAGCACUGGAGGCUUGUUCAAAGAGUUCUUCAAAGACAUUGAUUUAUCAUAUUGGUUCUUCACUGAGAAAUCCAUUCAGAAUUUCUGAUCUUGAGGAUUUGAUCCAUCAAUACUUUACAAAACAUCCUAUGACAGACAUCUAUGGAAAACCAGUGGCUGUUCCCAAGAAAAUUAAGUGGAUGUCUAGUGUGAGUUCAUUUCACAGACACAUCAACAUUCGAUACGUGCUACCUCUAAAGGGAGUAAAGGUGAUGAACAAAGUGUGCUGCGUCGGUCACGAGGCUUUUUACAAUGAAAGUAAACAGAAAGUGGGAAAGAUCAUGGCAAUAACGAGAAUUUAUAAACCUUAUCUCCUCUUUGAGGGAAUCUUCGAUGACAAGAACGCAGAAAAUUUAAGGAUGAAGAAAAUGAAGGGAAAAGAUGACGAUGAUGUUGGAAGAUUUAACUUUGAUCCCACAACCAUUGAUUGGACUCACUAUGUGUUAAACGUUCACAUUCCUGGACUUCUGAAAUAUGCUGUCAAGUAA
Molecule: messenger RNA, 1485 nt
Organism: Vigna radiata var. radiata (mung bean)
Lineage: Eukaryota; Viridiplantae; Streptophyta; Magnoliopsida; Fabales; Fabaceae
Product: alcohol-forming fatty acyl-CoA reductase-like
Exons: 10
Coding region: 1-1485 (494 amino acids)
Biological process (GO): long-chain fatty-acyl-CoA metabolic process; suberin biosynthetic process
Cellular component (GO): intracellular membrane-bounded organelle
Molecular function (GO): alcohol-forming very long-chain fatty acyl-CoA reductase (NADP+) activity
Source: RefSeq, a predicted model, not a curated record